This is a messenger RNA of Lytechinus variegatus (green sea urchin), 1327 nucleotides long. Its product is annotated as cysteine and glycine-rich protein 1-like. NCBI's taxonomy places the organism in Eukaryota, Metazoa, Echinodermata, Echinoidea, Temnopleuroida, Toxopneustidae. Gene Ontology annotation, cellular component: cytoplasm; Z disc; nucleus. The coding region runs from base 247 to 831 and encodes 194 amino acids. Gene Ontology annotation, molecular function: structural constituent of muscle; actinin binding. The transcript is spliced from 6 exons. Gene Ontology annotation, biological process: sarcomere organization; muscle tissue development. The record is from RefSeq and is a predicted model, not a curated record.
CAAAGAGUUGCCCGUCUCUCCUCAUUACAGCCAAUCUUUAUUCUUCUCUGACUGAGCACUUUGGUAACCCCAGUGAAGACCUUUGCCAGAUUUCAACGCGGGACUCUCGCCAAGUGACAGGAAGGACUACGGUAGCAAUUUAGUGAUCACUCUUUUCUGGACCAGGUCUCAGGCUCGGUAUUUAACCUAUCGCCAGAGUUUCACGUUGGAACGUUUCCGAUCCAUUUUAUACAAUAGUCAGCCAAGAUGCCUUUAGGUGGAGGAAGAAAAUGCUCCCGAUGCGGAAAGACAGUGUACGCCGCAGAAGAGAUCAAAACCAAUUCAUUCUCCUACCAUAAACUGUGCCAUAGAUGCUUCCUGUGUGACACCGGUUUGGACUCCAAGACAGUGUCUCCCCACGAAGAUGAGCUCUACUGUAAGAAAUGCCACGCCCGUAAGUUCGGCAUCAAGGGUAUCGGGUUUGGAAUUGGAGGUGGAGCGCUUGGCAUGGACGAAGGCGAACAACUCGGAAACGUUCCAGACCCAAGUCUACGGGGAGCUCCAGCAAUCGCAGCAGCGUACGCCCAUUCCGAUCUGACGGGAGUCUCAGGGGCCGGCGGUGACCGCUGCCCGAGAUGCGGCGGAUCUGUCUACGCCGCAGAAAAGAAAAUUGGAGCAAACAAUACUUGGCACUCUAAGUGUUUCACGUGCUUCAUGUGUAAUAAGCGGCUGGAUUCCACCACCUUGGCCGAUAAGGACGGCGAAAUCUUCUGUAAAGGCUGCUACGGGAAAGGAUUCGGACCCAAAGGAGUCGGAUUCGGUGGCGGCGCUGGUGCUCUGGCCACGGAAUAAAGCGUCCUUUCUUGGCGGAAGUUUACUCAUCCCGGACAACCUUUUUACUUAAAAAUCAGUGUUAUUUUAUCUCCAAUGCAAAUAAGAUCAUUCAUUACCUCAUUUUCCAAUAAUCGGCACGAUCUCUCCGUCGGAUCCACCCAGACAUUUUCAUACGUGCCGCUUUUUAUUGAUAUCUAAAACUUAUUUAAAAUAGCCAUUUCGAAGUCUACUAACCCUCUGAAAUCAUUUAUGGAAAUUGAAAUAUCAAGUGCUUUUACUGCUUUACUCAUCAUUGUAAGUUGGUGAUAUAGCCAUCGAAGUAUUCCGAGGUUUAAUUAACACGUUGAACAGUUUAAAUUUGCAAAUCAUGUUAUUCAAAAUAUUUUCCUCACAAACUAACGCUGAUAAAAAAAGUUAUCGUUACACAUGGAUUAUUUUUGUCAUAAUGUUGAUAUGAUAGGGAUGUAUAUGGUAUUUUUAAGGAAUAUUUGAUAUUUUAUUUUCAGUAUUAACA